AUGCCUCCCCUCCCUCAACAUCGCGAGAAGCGUCUCCUAGGUACAAGUCUAAAAAUGUACUUCGACCUUCCCUCGACCCUUCGCUAUGUGGACUCCAUAACGACUCUCUCAUCCCCGUCAAUAGACCUCUUUGUAAUCCCCGACUUCGUCUCUCUGCUCCCCUCUCAAGACAGACUAUCCAAAUCACAAAGCAACUUAUGGCUAGGAGCUCAAGACUGCUACAUCCAGGAUAAAGGCGCCUUCACUGGAGAAGUCAGUCCAUUGACUCUCUCCCAAGCUGGAGUCAAAAUUGUCGAGAUUGGACAUGCAGAGCGUCGAAGACUGUUCGGCGAGACGGAUGAGGAUGUUGCAAAAAAAGCAGAAGCUGUAGUAAGAAAUGGGAUGAUUCCUCUCAUUUGUAUAGGAGAGAAAGAGAAGAGUUCGGUUGCGAGCCAGGCAGUGGGGAUUGCAGUUGGAGAGUGCAAACCGCAGAUCGAAGCUGCGUUGAGUCUUGUGCCGGAUGAUGCGGAGGUUGUGUUGGCUUAUGAGCCCGUUUGGGCCAUUGGAGCUGCGGAGCCAGCUGGUGCAGAUCAUGUUGUUGCUGUUGCGCAAAACUUGAGAGCGCUUGUGCAAGGGAGGAAAGGCAGGACGAGGAUCUUGUAUGGUGGGAGUGCUGGACCAGGGACGUUUGAGAAGUUGAAAGAUGGGGUUGAUGGAUUGUUUUUGGGGCGGUUUGCGCAUGAUGUGAAGAAUUUGGAGAAGGUGAUUCGAGAAAUGUCAGAGGCAUGA
Molecule: messenger RNA, 768 nt
Organism: Ramularia collo-cygni
Lineage: Eukaryota; Fungi; Ascomycota; Dothideomycetes; Mycosphaerellales; Mycosphaerellaceae
Product: related to triose-phosphate isomerase
Exons: 1
Coding region: 1-768 (255 amino acids)
Biological process (GO): glycolytic process; glyceraldehyde-3-phosphate biosynthetic process; glycerol catabolic process
Cellular component (GO): cytosol
Molecular function (GO): triose-phosphate isomerase activity
Source: RefSeq, a predicted model, not a curated record